Molecule: messenger RNA, 2169 nt
Organism: Mollisia scopiformis
Lineage: Eukaryota; Fungi; Ascomycota; Leotiomycetes; Helotiales; Mollisiaceae
Product: translation initiation factor eIF-2A
Exons: 2
Coding region: 1-2169 (722 amino acids)
Biological process (GO): translational initiation
Cellular component (GO): cytosolic small ribosomal subunit
Molecular function (GO): ribosome binding; translation initiation factor activity; mRNA binding
Source: RefSeq, a predicted model, not a curated record
AUGGCUGUUCCCACGCAAUUCGCAUGCAGAACUUUGAAAACCAUCUCGAUUGUGGAUGCUGCCCCGGUCUACGAGCCUUUGCCUGGUUUUCAGAGACCCGAAGGUACCUCUCGCUGCUGUGUCUACUCUCCCUGCGGACGAUACUUCGCCUGGGCCUCCAACGAAGGGGUUUCGGUCAUUGAUGCCUCGGUCGGACACGUCAUCACGACGCUCCCCACUCCCAACGUGUACGAACUCGGCUUCUCCCCUCGCGGUUCAUACAUUAUCACAUGGGAGCGUCCGUCCAAGGAUGAGGCUGGCGAUGCUGUCAAGAAUCUCAAGGUCUGGCGUACCAUUGAAGAUGUCCCCGAUGGCACGGAAAAGGAAGUUGUAGGCCGAUUUGUGCAGAAAUCUCAGACGGGCUGGAACCUGCAAUAUACCUUCGACGAGCGCUAUUGUGCUCGCGUUGUCACCAAUGAGGUCCAGUUCUACGAGAGUGGUGAUUUGGGUGCCGUCUGGAACAAGCUUCGUGCUGAGGGUGUUGCCGACUUCUCAAUUUCUCCUGGCAACAACCAUUCUGUGGCUGUGUUCAUUCCAGAGCGCAAGGGUCAACCAGCGGCAGUCAAGAUCUUCAACGUUCCUCAAUUCAAUACUCCGAUUUCGCAAAAGACAUUCUACAAAGGCGAUAAGGUUCAGUUGAAAUGGAACCAGCUUGGCACAACCUUGAUUGUUUUGGCACAAACUGAAGUCGACAAGACCGGCAAGAGUUAUUAUGGCGAGACAACACUAUAUGUGCUGAGCGCAAAUGGUGGCUUUGACUCGAGAAUUACUCUUGAUAAGGAGGGCCCAAUUCAUGAUGUUUCAUGGUCACCAAAUUCGAAAGAGUUUGGUGUUGUUUAUGGUUACAUGCCAGCUAAGACCACAAUCUUCAAUCAACGAGCUGUUGCUACCCACACUUUCCCACUCAGCCCACGAAAUACCAUCUUGUUCUCACCUACGGGUCGAUUCGUUCUGGUCGCUGGUUUCGGGAAUCUUGCUGGUCAGAUGGAUAUCUAUGAUCUUGAGAAAGAUUACAAGAAGAUCUGCACAAUCGAAGUUGGAAACCCGAGUGUUUGCGAGUGGAGCCCUGACAGCAAGUAUAUCUUGACUGCUACAACCAGUCCUAGACUUCGUGUCGACAAUGGCGUUCGUUUGUGGCAUGUUGGAGGUGGAAUCAUGUACAAUGAAGACAUGGUGGAGUUGUACCACGUUACCUGGCGACCACAAUCAUUCGACUCAUUCCCUGCUGGAGACCUGUUACACCCGAUUCCUGCCCCACAUGCAUCGGCUUUGGCAUACCUGGGUACUGUCAAGACCCCUUCCAAGCCAGCUGGUGCAUAUCGUCCGCCAGGAGCACGUGGUUUGGCAACCCCGUUGCACUUCAAGCGUGAAGAUGAGGGAGGAGCUGCACAUCAAGUCAGCAACGGAACUUCAUUGGUUGGCUCGAAUGGAUUUGGUCGACCCAGGAGACAGGUUCCUGGUGCGGAGACUGUUGACAAUCAAGUUCCUGGAGCUGUACCAGCCAAUGCUGUUCCGGGAGCUGCUGAAGGAGAUGAAAAUCUAUCAAAGGCAGCAUUGAAGAACAAGAAGAAGAGAGAAGCUAAAAAGCUGAAGGAUGCUGAGGCCAAGGCAGCUGGACUGGUUCCAUCACCAGAAGGACCAUCUGCUGGAACUGAGAACCGAAGCCCAGAUCGACGAGACCGACGGGAGCAUCAGCGUAGUCGCUCGAAGGGUCAGCAGGACAUUCGAACUCCUUCUCAGCAACGCUAUCGCAGCAAUACUCAACGAGGCCCGAAUCCGCAUCACAACCAGCCUGGCCCGUACAACCAGCAAAAUCAGCAGAACCAACAUGCCCAAUACAAUCAACAUAAUGGUCCCAACGGCAACGCUCCCGCAAAUCAGAUAAACAAUUUGACCAUUAACCCUGCCGCAUCUCGUGGCCCGGACGCACCAGAGCUUUCCAUCACCUCGCCAGGUGGAGGAAGCCCGAAUGCCAAGAAGCUCCGAGGUCUGCAGAAAAAGAUUCGUGCCAUUGAGGAUCUUGAGAUGCGUCUUGCAGGUGGUGAGAAGCUGGAGGACACUCAAAUGAAGAAGAUCGGUACCAAGCAAGCUGUUCAAGCAGAAUUGUCUUCCUUGGAAGCCGAGAACUAG